AGUUUUUUCCUCCUCAUUGGAUUCAGAGAGAAGGGUAAAUGACAAGGAACAGUUGGCAAAUUCCCUGAUAAAUAUUGAUGCCUAUGGAGGAGAAGCAGGAAAAUGAGCCAGUUUUUCUAACUGCAAGGAGUUCUGGAUAUGAGACAGAUAACAUAAGAAGCAGUUAUUUAUUCCAGCAGCAGGCAACCCGGGGUGUGACUACAGAGUAGUUUAAUCCAAUCUAAAUCUAGACUGCGGCAGUCCUGCCCACGGCUAGUCGCAUGUUCCCACUGCCUCCUUGUGCUGGUAGUAGUGCUCCAGCAGCCUUGCAGAGAGCUAGCUCCAGUUUUAAUUUCGAGGUUGGUUUUUUUAGGGGGUUUGUUGUUGCUUUUUUGAGGAAGUAGGGAGCUACUUUGGCAUUCUCAACUUGUAGCAUAGAAGUACUUAUAAUGGUACCAGUAAGUAGCAAAAAUGCAAGGCCAGAGAUGGGGGAAGGCUAGCCUAUCCUUCUCAGUGGCAGUGCAGACUUGUGACAUUGUUACGUAACUGUGACUUCAUGUUACACUUUAAAGCCAGUGCUGCUGUUGAGCACAGGAGUUCUGUCUGCCACUUGUUCAUUUCUGUCCCUGUGCAGGCCUCCUUGUGUUAUCAUGCCAUUUGAAGUGGUCUGUGGAUCUGACCUGCAUUAAAACUAAGGCAGCAAAAAUACAUUUCAUAUUUCGUUUUAAACUGGAUUGGUUUGCUGGUACGGUUUACAGAAAGGUUGCUUGUGCUGGAAGAAAGGGAAGGGUAAGGUUGAAGAAGAAGAAUGUCUAAGGUAUGAGGUGAAGACAAGACCAAUUCUUCUAGUUACAGUGCCAUCUUAAAGUGUCACUAGCAAUGACUUUCACUGACCUUUUCUUACUGCAUUUGAAAGUUUAGGGAGCUACCAGUGAGUUAUUUUUCCAUACCAAGUAGAAAAUCAGGCACUGUGCUACAGUUCUGCCUGUUGUAUCAAUUACUUUUGAUACCAUCAGUCUAGACGACAGCAGCACUCUAUAUUAAUGUUCCCAGUCACGAUGAAUGACUAAAAGGCUGGAAAUUAGGUAGAAGUUUUAAAUACUGAUGUUCAAAUGGAGGUUUGAGUUUGCAUGAAUGAAUUAAAACCUUCAUUUUCUGUGAAGUGUGAGUCACAUGAAGCUGAGCCCUAUUCUCUCCAUUAGAAGCUGAACAUAAUUUCUUAAAUCCCAUUGCACUCAUUUUUUAAGUUCUCUCUUAUAUGUACAGGACAUGCCAUUUACUAGGUAAGCUGUUAACAGUGGAGGAUUUCAGAAGAGUACAAAAUCAAUACUGAUGCAAGCUUUGCAAGCUUUUAAAGAUUGUGAGAACACACUUUCAGUCACUUUCAGCUAUAACAAUGCCAUCUGCAGUUUAGUACCUGUCCCUAAAGGCAGAUAUAAUAUCUGAUUUUAUUCAUUGAACUACACAGAACAGUCCUUAAUUCGAAAAGGAAGGAAAGCCUACCCAUUUAGUUAAAGGUGUGCCCCAGAUAUGAGCAUGAAUAUUCUGUUUAGUGAAGGAAUACUGUUUGGGAGAGGAAGAAGGUGGAUGAAGUAGCCUGUGUUACUAACAAUGCUUUGAGACAUGAGUAUGAACAGUUAGAGAUUAUAAACUACUGCACUGGUGUUUAGGAAAACAAAACAAGUCAAAACAAACAAAGCCUUCCAUGUGAAACAAUGUAGGCCUUUUAUGCAAAACUUGUAAACCUGAAUUUCAGUAACAUUUUUUACAUCAAAGAAUCCCUAAAAAAUUCCAAGUUAUUAAAGAAUUUGUUCACUUUGCUGCUAUUAAAGUACAGCAUUCCAGAGGUGAGAUAGAAUUGCUUUUCCUGUAGGAACAUAUCAGUAAAAUAAAAUUUGCAGGACAGAAAAGUGUGAUGUCCAUACAACAUUCUGCUGAACCUUCUAGAAAAGUAAGAUCGCAUUUCUGUAUUCAAACUCUAUGAUAGGGAAGAUAUUCAAAAGCAAGGAAAGAUGAACAAAGUCUUCAAGCUGCAAUCUUCAAAAUUUUGAGCAGUGUACAAGGUCUGUUAACUUGACCAUCUUUCCAGGGAUGAAACAACAUUGGGAAUUAUGGACAAAAACAUUGGAGAGCAGCUUAACAGAGCUUAUGAAGCCUUUCGACAAGCAUGCAUGGAGAGGGACCAUGCUGUGAAAGAACUCCAGCAAAAAACAGAAAACUACAUGCAGCAAAUACGUGAACAGCAGGAAAAGAUAGAGCUUCAAAACAGCAUUAUUGCAAAACUGAAAUCACAGUUGGCUGCUCUGAAUGCUAAUAGAGGCAAUGCGCAUCCUUACAUUCUGAUGCAUGAAGACAUUGAAACAUCCAACUUACCUUUCAGCCAGCUCUCUGAAAAACUGAACAUAGCAAAGCAAAGAGAAAAACUCCUAAAGGAACAGUUAGACAGUGAGAGCAUGAAAUUGAAGCAACUUGAGGACAAAAGCAAUCAAAAGGAAAGGAAGCUUUUAUCUAUUAUUUCCAAUCAAGAUGAUAAAAUAAGAAAUCUGGAAAGCAAAUUGCAAGAAUUAAAUGAAGCGCAAAAGGGUAUACAGAUGCCAACGUAUAAAAGGGAGGUGAAAAGUAAGAGAGUUGUUCCAGAUAAGCCUGAAUUAUCUCUAGGGAUCUCUGGUAUUUCACCUGAAAGAGAGAAUCUGGAGACUAUUUUCCAGGACAUGAAAGAAGAGUGUCAUCGAAUAUGUAUGCUAGCCAGAGAACAAACAGACCAACUGAGUAUAUUUAAGAUAAAGCCAGAACCUGAAACUGAAAUACAGUUUUCCAUGCCGAUACAGUGCACUGAUAAAACUGAUGAACAAGCAGAAGAGCUUUUUAAGCCUCGGGUUAUAGAGGAUAUAAAUAGAGGUGCAUCAUGCAUCACAUCUAUCACACCAAGAGGAGUGGGCCAAGAUGAGGACAACAACUCUGUAGAAUCACUUUCUAAAUUUAAUGUCAAGUUUCCACCUACAGACAAUGACUCUGCUUUCUUGCAGAGCACUCAGGAAAAACCAACAGUUCCUUGUACUGGUAUAUCUGAAAACAUGCUUCAAGAUCAUCAUUUUAACCUGGAGCACAGAGACCGUGCUGUUAACCUCAGUAAAUUGGAACCUAACUCAUUUGAAGCUCAUGGCAUUGAUCUCAUGACCUCAGCUUUACAAAGCUUGACUACUGUUGACAAAACAAACCCCUCAGAUCAUGCAAAGAUGCCCAUAGAAAAGAUCUGUGACAAACCAAGUUUAAAAACAACAGACAGUGGUUUCACAUUUGUACCUAAGCACACAAUCCAGGGUGUACCUGAAGUAAUUUUUUCUUUAGAAGCUGCUGGAACAACUGUCAGAGGUCCUCAUCAGCCCAUUUGGCAGCCUCAAGACAAUGAUUUGCUGGCACAAGCAUAUGCAGACUCUGAACCGAAUCAGUGUGGAAUAUGUGAAUUCUGUCGAGAAGUUUUCCCACCAUCUCUAACAUCUAAGGAAGAUUUUCUUCGGCAUCUCAAUUCCCACUUUAAAGUACAGUCUUAAUGUAUGAGAAUUCAAUGGUUCGCUGUUUUUGCAUACAUUUAUACAUUUUUUUAUUCAAUAGAUAUAAGAGUUUAAGAAUUAAGACUUCUUGUAACAAGAACUCAUGACUGAAAUUGUCACAUAAGCACAUUUGUCAUUGUCUUUUGAUAAGGCAAAAUGAAACUAAGUCACUCAGUGCUGUGAUUCACAUUAUUGCUUAUUAUGCUUCACUAUUAACUUUGAGAGUGAUGUCAAACACUUUUUCCAAAUAAUCUUUGCCUGAAUAGCCCUGAAGUUGUGACUGUAUUUAUGAAUGUAGACUUGCAGGAUUAAUGCCUUAAUCUGGCUGGCAAAAAUUGGUGUAAUGCCAGCAUUUUUUUUUACAAUAUCCAGUGAUGUGAUUAUGUUCUCUCAGAAGUACAUGGGAAGUAGGCCCUCAUUUUUCAUUUAUACUAUAUAAUUUCCAAAUUUAACUUGCAGUAGUGAACUUCUUAAUUCAGAUUCUUGUAAAAUUACCAUAAUAGCUGAAUCCAGGUGUGCCAGAAUUAGGAUAGGCUUCUUUACUAGUAACAGAAAUGAAUGGUUGACUUUCCCAGAUAAUUUUUUUACUAAAGCAAGUAAUCAAAAGUAACACAUAAAUGACCCUUUUGCCAAAAUGGAACAGUAAUGAUUUUAUGUAUCUGUUACAUGUUUUAAAAAAAAAAAAAUUAUCUUGUUCAUGUACCUUUAUAGCAUUAAUAAUUACUAAAAUGCUUUCAGGGAACAGGUAAUAUUAAUAUGAAGGAUAGAAAGGUUAAACUUUCCCCAAAACUAAUGAUACAAAAGAUUAUUUGCCUUCCCUUCUUGUCUGCUAUGAUAGAUUACCCAAGUCUGGUACAGACUAGAAAGAAAAGGGGAAAACCUAAUCACCUGAAUCUCAGUGACUUUAUUUUUAACCUGAAUAUGCUUAGUGACUUUCUCAAUGCAAUUAAAAUUUGUGUUUAGUUGAAACGUUGAAGUCUGAUAAAGUUUGCACAUUUUCUGGAUUUACUGAUAUCAAAUUUAAAAAUAGGGGUGUUGCCAAGUAUUUUAAAUUAAUGAUAAAGGGUGCUUGCUUUUUGCAUUUGAACUGAAUAUAGAGUUUAGCCCUGAUAUUGAUAAUUAGCAUUAAUAUUUUCAUAGCAAAGCACAACACUUUUAUCUUUUUGAGAUUUGUUUGCAGGUGACAAAUUUCUGGAAGAAUUAACAGCUGCAUACUUUUUAGACUUUUCUGCAACUAUUUUCUCUAUUUUGAACACGUCAUGUUUGUGACGGGCUGUCAACAGAGCGUACUGUAAUAAAGAGCAGUGUACAGUGCACGUCUGCUACAGGACCUGGA
Molecule: messenger RNA, 4866 nt
Organism: Cyanistes caeruleus (blue tit)
Lineage: Eukaryota; Metazoa; Chordata; Aves; Passeriformes; Paridae
Source: RefSeq, a predicted model, not a curated record